This is a messenger RNA of Arabis nemorensis, 558 nucleotides long. NCBI's taxonomy places the organism in Eukaryota, Viridiplantae, Streptophyta, Magnoliopsida, Brassicales, Brassicaceae. The record is from the annotation of a GenBank genome assembly.
AUGAUCGAAACCCCGGCGAGCCACCGUCUACCUCACCGUCUCCGCCACAACCAAUUCCUAGAAGAAGCAAUCCAUGUGUUGAAUCACAAUCCUGAAUCUUCCAAUAGAGUCGCUGCUAAUCAAUGGCUUGUUCAAUUCCAGCAAACUCCUGCCGCUUGGGACGUCUCUACUUCUCUUCUCACUUCUCUGUUUGUCUCUCUUUUCGACCUCCAAUUCUUCGCUGCCCAGAUUCUCCAUCGAAAGAUUCAGAACGAAGCAUCGAAUCUUCAAUCAACAGACAAAGACGCUCUUCUCAAUGCCCUUCUUCUCGCUGCCAAGAGAUACAGCUCCGGUGUUCCUCAGGUGGAGACGAUUCGUGAGACUAUUGAAGAUGCUGGAUUUGAAGCAUCGUUGAUGGAAAACGAGGCGAAUGAGAGGUCAAGACAAGUUUGCAGGAUAAGAAUAAACGGUAAUUCACCGUCAUCCACGAGAAUUUACCCACCGGUACGCAUCCACGAGAAGAUAUUCACCGUCAUCCACGAGAGGGUAUCCACCGAUAUGUAUCCACGAGAAGAUUGA